This is a messenger RNA of Colletotrichum godetiae, 1431 nucleotides long. Its product is annotated as chaperonin 10-like protein. Lineage: Eukaryota; Fungi; Ascomycota; Sordariomycetes; Glomerellales; Glomerellaceae. Gene Ontology annotation, molecular function: oxidoreductase activity; zinc ion binding. Bases 152 to 1138 code for a protein of 328 amino acids. The transcript has a single exon. The record is from RefSeq and is a predicted model, not a curated record.
CGUCACUCCGGCGGGAUUCGGUGUGGUAUUUAAAAUGCGGGGUGAAGAUCCGCCUCAUAAGCAUAAAAUCUCGGCAUAGGUCGACCUCCACCUGAUAUUGAAUGUUUGACGCGCCAACUUGGACUCGAGCCUGGACGACAAGUUUAUCAAAAUGCAAGCAUUUCAGUUUGUGGAGCAAGGCGGCGGCCUACAACUUCAAAAUCUACCGAUUCCUCAACCCGGCCCGGGCUGGGUUCAGCUACAAGUCAAAGCAGCUGGACUAUGUCAUUCAGACUGCCACAUAUUGAAAGGCAUCGAUGGGGUUAUCCAGCGACCUAUUACUCUCGGCCACGAAGUUUCCGGAAUAAUAACAGCUCUCGGUCCCGAUGUGCAUGGGUUCAAAACCGGCGAUCGCGUUACUGUCGGUCUUUUCUCUUACCCAAUCAAACUUCGAGACUGGACAAUGGCUAUUGGUCUUGGAUUUGACGGUGGCUAUGGAGAAUAUGUGCUGGCACCAGCAGCAAGAUUAGUCAACAUCCCGAACGGCCUCCCAUUUUCUCAAGCUGCGGUGGCGACCGAUGCCAUGGCGACAUCCUAUCACGCUGUGGUGAUCGAAGCCGCUGCAAAACCGGGCAUGACGAUUGGUGUCAUUGGUAUCGGUGGACUUGGGAUGUCUGGUCUCGGUUUUGGAGUCCUGAAGGGGGCCAAAGUGUACGGCAUCGACAUAUCCGAGUCAAAGUUCAAAGAAGCAAAGAGGUUGGGUGCCAGUGGAUGCUUCAAGAGCCUCGACGACGCUACGGAUAUUGAAUUUGAUGCCAUUGUUGAUUUUGCCGGUACAGGGGAGACAACCAAACAAGCCAUUGAGAAAGUGAACGAAGGGGGCAAAGUCGUGGUUGUGGGACUUGCAGCUUCCAAGAUCACCAUCCCUAGCUACGCUUUGAUUGGUCGUAGUGUUAGUUUGAUAGGGUCAUUUGGAGCGAGCGAAAAGGACUUGAGAGAUGUUUUUGAGCUAUUGGCUAACAAGUUAAUCGAGCCUGAACUGAAAGAGAUUCCCUUCGCAGAGAUUCCGGCGGGACUUGAUGCCUUAGACAGAGGAGAGACUCAAGGAAGGCUUUGGUCAGAUCCAAGCAAGGCGAAGACUGGCUCAAGUAAACUGUAAUGAUAUUUGUGGUCUGAGAUUAUUAUCGCGGCUCUAAGGCAUAUGAGAUCAAUGCAAACGUGCAGCCUGGAUAUUGAUCAUGGAUUAUAUGUAUAUUCACUCAAUUCUUAUGUAGACCCAACGGCAUUGAUAUAAGGAACAAUCUUACUGACAUCAAGUGACAGGCUUGUCAAUGGUUUCCCAUCUCACUCGCUCAAGAAAACGAGACAUUUCAUCUCAAUACUUGCCCUCUCUGUGUCGUUCACAUAUCUCGAAUCCUUAAAAGAGCUAUGAAACACAGCCAUCUUCGACUC